Messenger RNA from Metarhizium brunneum ARSEF 3297, 747 nucleotides. RefSeq lists its product as uncharacterized. NCBI's taxonomy places the organism in Eukaryota, Fungi, Ascomycota, Sordariomycetes, Hypocreales, Clavicipitaceae. The record is from RefSeq and is a predicted model, not a curated record. Gene Ontology annotation, molecular function: RNA binding; phenylalanine-tRNA ligase activity.
AUGGGCAGCACAUCCGCCGCUCACAAAAUACUGCAGUCGGCGCACGUCGCCCCCGAAAUCUACAAGCUACGACCCGACUACCGCGCCCUGCUCAUGGUCGUCGAGGGCAUCCCCCCCGGCCCCAGCGACGACAGCAGCGAGGCCCUCCUCCUCGAAGCCGAAGCCUCGGCCAAGCACCUGCUGGCCGAGCACGCCGUCACCGAGGUCCCGCACAUCGCCGCAUGGCGCGAAACGUACAGGGCCUUUGGGGCGAAGCCGCAAAAGACGCGCAACAGCCUCGAGGCGCUCACCCGCCGCGCCGCAGCGGCCGGUGGCCUGCCACGCAUGAACCGCCUGACGGACAUGUACAACGCCGUCUCGGUGAAGCACCAGGUUCCCCUGGGCGGCGAGGACCUCGACAAGUACGACGGGGCGCCGUUUCUGACCCGCGCCAGCGGCCGGGAGGAGUUCCGCAGCCUGGCCGGCGGCGAGGCGCAGGUCGAGUGCGCCGCGCCCGGGGAGCCCGUCUGGUGCGACGAUGCCGGCGUCACUUGCCGCCGCUGGAACUGGCGGCAGGGCCCGCGGACGGCGCUGACUGACGAUACGACGCGCGUGCUGUUUAUCCUGGAUGCGCUGGGGCCGCUUUCGGAUGAGGCUUUGGGGAGGGCCGCCGAGGAGCUUGCUCUGGCGUUGGGGCGGUUGUCUCCGGAGGUGCGGGUUGCGCAGAGAAUGCUGAGUGCUUUGGAUGCAGCCGGGGGUGGUUCGUGA